CACUGAGUAAUGCAGACAACAUCUUAAGUAAACUCAAAUUUGUUGAGAGAACACAGAGAGAAGCUUUGGUGUUUGUGAACAUCUGACAUAUACAAUGGGCCUUUCAGGAUCCAGGCACAAACCUGAAGCACGGAUCCUCCUCCUAGGGCUUGACGGAGCUGGAAAAUCAACACUUCUUUACAAACUGAAGUACAAUGAGGACUUCCACACAGUUCCUACAGUUGGAUUCAAUGUUGAAAUGAUUGAAGCGAAGAAGAACAGGGACAAAAUCACGCUGACCGUGUGGGACAUUGGAGGGCAGAUUAAGAUGCGAACGCACUGGAGGAAUUUUUACCAAGACACAGCUGGAAUUGUGUUCGUUGUGGACUCUUCUGAUAUCAAGCGUCUAGACGAGGCCAAGAGUGUGCUGGAACAGACCUUAAAGAGUGACCACCUCAGGGGACUCCCGGUGGUGGUUCUUGCCAACAAGCAAGAUAUUGUAGGAGCUGCAAUGGUAACCGAGAUCACAGAGCAGUUUAACCUGAUAAAGAGUUGCAGUGACCGAGACUGGUUCAUUCAGCCGUGUUCGGCGCUGACUGGAGCGGGUCUGGUGGAUGGCUUUAGACGAGUGGCACACCUGGUGAAAAUAACACCUGAGGACAAUAACAUCAAAGAGUCUGUGAAGUAACAAACCAAAGGAUGAGGACAGUAGUUUUCUGUGCCAUCCAUGGUAAAUACAGGAAUAUCCUUCAUGAAGAUGUGUGAGAAAAGCUUCCCAGUGUCAGUAAAGGUGGUGUGGUCAGGAAUUCUGCUGUUUAUGUGAAAUCUGAAGGAACAUCUCCCAGCAUUCUACUACGAUGUUGCCCUGAUGAUUGAGGUUGUUUUUCCUGACUUUCCUGCCUCUUUGUUGUUGUACAUGGAAUGAUAAUUUUCUUGAUUGUUUUUUGUUUUUGUUUUAAGUGUGUAUGUUAGUAAUCCUAUAUGUUAUGGGGACCAAAUGACUCCACAAGGAUAGU
This is a messenger RNA of Cyprinus carpio (common carp), 995 nucleotides long. RefSeq names its product ADP-ribosylation factor-like protein 14. Gene Ontology annotation, biological process: vesicle-mediated transport; intracellular protein transport. Gene Ontology annotation, molecular function: GTP binding; GTPase activity. The record is from RefSeq and is a predicted model, not a curated record. NCBI's taxonomy places the organism in Eukaryota, Metazoa, Chordata, Actinopteri, Cypriniformes, Cyprinidae. The transcript is spliced from 4 exons. Gene Ontology annotation, cellular component: cytoplasm. The coding region runs from base 95 to 667 and encodes 190 amino acids.